AUGAAAAUUCCCAGAACAUCAGGUUCGAGUGCCUCUAGCUCCAGCGGCCGAGGCCGCGGUUGGGGCCGAGUUCGAACAGCUCGGGGACGACAUGCUUUCACACAUAGGAAUACCCGAAAUUCAUCUCCUCAAUCUGGCUCCUCAGUACGCUCGAGUCCCAAUGCUUGCAAUCUCGCUCGUCAAUACUCAGCUACACCCGAACCACCCAUUUCCCAUGAAGAACAAAAUCCUCGAAGUAGCAGCGAGCCUGUCCAGCAUGAAGUUGUCAUGGCCAUGGACAUUAAAGACGAUUUCACGAUCGGGUGCGCAUAUUUUUCCACUACAGAUGGAAUCCUUCAAGUUUCAGAAGAUAUUUCGGCAGCUUCCUUGGACAUUGCUGAACAGUUCCUCAUCCAUGCUCAGCCGAAUAGUCUUCUUGUGUCGGCAAGAGCACCUUCUUCCGAAUUCUCGAUUGAAACGGCCCACGAGCGGCUUGUGGGUGUGAACUCUCAAGCCCUAUCGACUACCGGAAUCGUAUUCUCAACUGGCAUGGAAGAUGAUGCCGACGAAGAACCAAUACCGGGACAUCCGCUGCCCGAAUCGUGUGCGUUCCGAUCACUUCAAUAUGGAGGGUGUAUAAACAUGAACAGUCCUGUCUCGUUAGGAUGUGCUGGCGCCUUGCUGGGUGACAUUCUUCAUCGAAGGCCUGCUGGCUUUCUACCUGACGGGCAGGUAGCUGGUGUUCUAUUCCGUGUUACUGACAUCCACAUGUUCUCACUCUCGUCUUAUAUGUAUAUCAGCAAUGAUACUCUUUUGUCAUUACAAAUUCUCCAAACUGAAAUGCACCCCAACAGUCAAGCAUUAGGAUCAAAUACAAAUCAAAGCAAUUCAAAAGAGAGUCUUUCGGUCUAUGGCCUCUUUCAAAAUCUGGCUUCUACACCACAGGGCCGUACACAAUUGCGUCGAAUAUUUCUCCGACCCCUGUUAAACAUCAAUGUCAUUUCAGAGAGGCAAAGGUCCAUUGCAGCAUUACUGCAACCUGAAAAUGCUGAUAAACUGCCACAGCUAGCCUUGACUCUCCGCAAGAUCCGGAACUUACACGCUACAUUCGCGCAGCUCCGCAAAGGUAUCGAGUUCCCUUUUGCUAGGCAGUCUUUCGAUAAGGGAGUAUGGGGAACUAUUCACAAAUUUACUACUCACGCCCUGACACUCCGAGAACUAAUAGCAUUACUCAACGGUGGUUCUGAUGUAGUUCUGUUCAAACAAGUAAUUGAGGAUAUCCAUCUGCCUAGCCUGGUGGCUGUUAAAGAAAUGAUCGAUAAAACAAUCGACUUUGAACAAUCCAAGGCACGUCAUCGAUCCUCAGUAAAGGUUGGGAUCGACCACAAACUAGACGAACUUAAAAGACAAUACGACGGCAUGGACAGUUUCUUGACAGAAGUUAUCAACCACGUGCACCGCGAACUACCGGACUGGGCGCGCAAGUAUGUACAAUCAUGCAUUUUCUUACCUCAAAUCGGUUUCCUCACAGUAGUGGAAUCAAACCCUGCCACGGGGAAUGGGCGUUAUGAGGGAGAAGGUACUACUCUUGAAGCAUGGGAGAAACUGUUUAAUACAGACAGUGCAGUAUGCUACAAGAACAGCUACAUGCGAGAGCUGGAUGAAGAAUAUGGAGACAUGUACUGUCAAAUCGGAGAUCGAGAAGUGGAAAUCAUCCAUGGACUCGUCAGCAAAGUGUUGAAGUAUGAAGAGCUUUUGCUUUCAGCAUCAGACAUGUGCGGCGAGUUCGAUGCAAUACUUGCGCUUGCUCUUGGUGCUGAAAAGUACAAUUUUCGGGGACCGCAGAUUGUGGAAGAAAGUAUAAUUCACAUCGAAGAAGGUCGUCACCCUUUGCAGGAGCUUGUUGUGCCGGCUUUCGUCCCAAACUCCUGCCACCUCGUUGCAGGGUCGCAAAGCGCAUCAGAAGUGCAAGGUGACUCGCCCCAGGCUGUAGUUCUCACAGGCCCAAACCACUCGGGAAAGAGCGUGUAUUUGAAACAAACGGCUAUUAUCGUUUACCUUGCCCACAUCGGCAGUUUUGUACCGGCCACUCAGGCCAUUAUUGGGCUUACCGAGAGUAUCCUUACCUGCAUUUCACCUCGAGAAAGUAUGUCUGGGGGCGAAAGUGCGUUUGCCAGGGACAUGAAACAAGCCGCUUUGUCGAUGAAGACUUCUUCACCAAGAAGUCUCGUCCUCGUAGAUGAAUUCGGGAAAGGAACGAACGGGGACGACGGUGCUGCAUUACUGGCUGCACUGCUGGACCAUUACCUAUCACUCGGGCCCAACUGCCCUCGUCUUCUGGCUGCCACACACUUCCACGAAGUAUUCGAGAACAACUAUCUUGAGCACCAUAGCAGCUUCAGAAUUGCGCAUAUGAAUGUCAGACUGGAACGGGAGGCAUCAUUUGUGGAUGACCAAGUCACUUACCUGUUCAACCUCGAGUAUGGCCACAAUGCUUCCAGCUAUGGAGGUAGGUGUGCAGCUCUGAAUGGCGUGCCAGGUCCAGUUGUCGACCGUGCUGAGAACGUUUCCCAGCUGCUUGCCCAUAACGAAGACUUGGGUGCGGUUUGUGCUCGUCUAUCUCCAACAGAUGAGGAUAUCCUAGAGAAAGCAGAGUUGACGGCGCGGAUUUUUCUAGGGCAAUCAUUCAAACGUGAGAGUGAAGUUGAAUCGGGCGAGACUGGAGAAAACACUAGAGGUUCUGCCAGGGAUAUACUGGAAGCUAUGCUUUCACCAAACAUUUGA
This is a messenger RNA of Fusarium venenatum, 2763 nucleotides long. RefSeq names its product muts domain V-domain-containing protein. Gene Ontology annotation, biological process: mismatch repair; chiasma assembly. Gene Ontology annotation, molecular function: mismatched DNA binding; ATP-dependent DNA damage sensor activity; ATP binding. Lineage: Eukaryota; Fungi; Ascomycota; Sordariomycetes; Hypocreales; Nectriaceae. Gene Ontology annotation, cellular component: nucleus. The record is from RefSeq and is a predicted model, not a curated record.